CGGGGGCUCUAGUGAACAGCGCAGCCGGACAGGGAUCGCCGGCAGGCGGUGAGCGGAGGCAGCCGGGUCCCGGCGUUCCCCGAGAUGUCACGAUGGCUGUGGCCAUGGUCGAACUGUGUGAAAGAACGGGUCUGCCGCUACUUGCUACACCACUACUUGGGUCACUUCUUCCAAGAACAUCUGAGCCUGGACCAACUCAGCCUGGAUCUGUACAAGGGCAGCGUUGCCCUGCGGGAUAUCCACCUGGAGAACUGGUCUGUGAACGAGGUGCUGGAGUCGAUGGAUUCACCGCUGGAGCUGGUGGAAGGCUUUGUGGGCUCCAUCGAGGUGGCUGUGCCCUGGGCUGCGCUACUCACUGACCACUGCACGGUGCGUGUGUCGGGCCUCCAGCUCACCCUGCAGCCCCGCCAAAGCCCAGGGCCAGGGGCUGCUGACUCGCAGAGCUGGGCUUCCUGCAUGACCACAAGCCUGCAGCUGGCUCAGGAGUGUCUUCGGAAUGGGCUUCCCGAGCCCUCAGAGCCUCCACAGCCCCUAGAGGGGCUGGAAAUGUUUGCCCAGACCAUCGAGACAGUGCUGCGGAGGAUCAAGGUGACCUUUCUGGACAGUGUGGUGAGGAUAGAGCACUCUCCGGGCGAUGGGGAGCAUGGCGUGGCCAUGGAGAUCCACGUGCAGAGACUGGAGUACUGUGACGAGUCUGUGCGAGAUCCAGGCCAGGCACCUCCGGUGGACGUGCACCAGCCACCCGCCUUCCUACACAAGAUGCUGCAGUUGGCGGGGGUCCGCCUGUACUUCGAAGAGCUCCCCUCACAGGCAGAGCCACCAGAGCCUCCCUUGCAGAUUGGCAGCUGUUCGGGGUACAUGGAGCUAAUAGUGAAGCUGAAGCAGAACGAGGCCUUUCCAGGACCUAAGCUGGAGGUGGCGGGGCAGCUGGGCUCCCUGCACCUGCUCCUGACCCCACAGAGGCUCCAGCAGCUCCAGGACCUGCUCAGUGCCAUCAGUCUCACAGCCCCAGAAGGCCUUGCUGACAAGCUGAACAAGAGUCGCCCACUAGGUGCUGAAGACCUGUGGCUGAUCGAACAGGAUCUGAACCAGCAGCUACAGGCAGGCGCUGUGGCCGAGCCCCUCAGCCCAGACCCUGUGACCAACCCCCUCCUCAACCUGGACAGUCCUGACCUCUUCUUCUCCAUGGCUGGCCUCACAAGCAGCGUGGCCUCAGCAGUCUCUGAGCUCUCCCUCUCUGACGUAGACCUAAAUUCCUCCGUGCACAGCAACAUGGCCUCCCACCGACUCUCUGCCCCAGCCCACCCAGCUGGCAAGACAGCCCCAACUCCUGUUCCGGGCACCAUGCGCCCUGACUCGCUGCUGAAGAUGACCUUGGGUGGCGUGACCCUGACUUUGCUCCAGACAUCUGCCCCAGCUUCUGGACCACCUGACCUCACUACCCACUUUUUUACUGAGUUUGAUGCCACCAAGGAUGGGCCAUUUGGCUCGCGAGACUUCCAGCACCUUCGGCCACGCUUCCAGAAGGCUUGCCCCUGCAGCCAUGUCCGGCUCACGGGCACAGCUGUCCAGCUGUCCUGGGAACUGUGGGCAAGCAGCCGGGGCCGGCGGACUACCACCACAGAAUUGCACUUCGGGCAGCUGGAGGUCCUAGAGUGCCUGUGGCCCAAGGGCUCUUCAGAACCCGAAUACACAGAGAUCCUGAGUUUCCCCAGUAACCUGAGUACCCAGGCCUCAGUUCGGCCCUGUGGGCACCUACGCCAUACACAGACCCUGCGCCGGCUGCCAAAGAGCCGGGCCCGGCGCUCUGUUGCCUGCCACUGCCAUUCAGAAGUGGUCCUGGACCUGGAGGAAUUCCAGGCAGAUGUGGAACUGGGGGCUCUGGACCGAUUUGCUGCCCUGCUGCACUUGGCCACUGUACCCCACAAGCCACCCGCUGGUCUACUGACAGAGCCCCCGUGGGCUUCAGAGCAACAGACAGUGUUUCGGCUUUCUGCACCCCGGGCCACGCUGCGGCUGCGCUUCCCUAUUGCUGAUCUGAGGCCUGAGCGGGACCCCUGGGCAGGCCGGGCUGUGCGGACAGAGCAGCUGCGACUGGAACUGAGUGAGCCCCAGUUCCGGUCAGAGCUCAGCAGCGGGCCUGGCCCCCCGGUUUCCACCCGCCUGGAGCUCACCUUUUCUGACCUGCAUGGAAUCUACGAAGAUGGAGAGAAGCCACCCAUCCCUUGCCUAAGGAUUGCCAAAUCUGUGGACCCCAAGAACAUUGGGCGCAAGUACUUCCUGCCACAGGUAGUGGUGACCCUGAACCCCCAGUCCAGUGACACACAGUGGGAGACGGGUCCGGACAAGAGCGAGGACCUGGAGCUAUCCACGGAAAGUCCAUGCGAGCUACGGGAGCCUGAGCCCUCACCCUUCUCCUCUAAGAGGACCAUGUACGAGACCGAGGAGAUGGUGAUCCCUGGAGAUCCUGAGGAGAUGAGGACAUUCCAGACCCGGACGCUAGCCCUCUCCCGCUGUAGCCUGGAAGUACUCCUGCCCAGUGCGCAUGUCUUCCUGCCCAGCAAAGAGGUCUACGAAAGCAUCUACAACAGGAUCAACAAUGACCUGCUCAUGUGGGAACCCGCAGACCUGUUUCCCAGCCCUGGUCCUGCCACUCACCCCUCAGGCUUUCCAGGCUCCUCUGGCUUCUGGCAUGACAACUUCAAAAUGUGCAAGUCCGCCUUCAAGCUGGAUUCAGACUCUGAUGAAGAAGAUGUCAAGUUCUUCUCAGUAGGCGCUUCGAGUGUCCCUCAACCUCCUGCCCCUGAUCCCCCAAGACAUCACUCACAGAGUACCUUCUCUACCAUGGUGAAAGUACUGAAGGGUCGGAUCACAGCCUUCUGUGAGGCUAAGGAUGAAGAUGGGAAGCGACAGGAGGGGCGGCAUGGGGAGCUGGUACUGGAUGUGGACCAUGGCACCAUCUUCAACGUCUCCCAGUACCGUGGCCAGCCAGGGUUCGGUUACUUCUGUGUGGAAGCUGAAAAGGCAACACUGUAUCACCGAGCGGCUGUGGGCGAUGCCCUGUUGCCCAGUCACUUGGAACUGCCCAGCUUUGCCCCUCCGGCCCACCUGGCGCCCACCAUCUACCCAUCGGAGGAAGGGUUGACUGAGCGGGGAUCCUCAGGCCGGAAGGGGCAGGGCCAAGGCCAGAGCCUCCCCAUGCUGUCCGCCGCUGUGCGCAUCCACCUAGAUCCCCACAAGAACAUCAAGGAGUUCCUGGUGACGCUGCGGCUCUAUAAAGCCACCCUGCGCCACUACAUGGCCUUGCCUGAACAGAGCUGGUACUCCCAGCUGUUGGAGUUCUUGGACGUGCUGGAUGACCCCGUGCUGGGCUACCUGCCCCCAACCGUCAUCACUGUCCUGCACACACACCUGUUCUCCUGUGCUGUGGAUUACAGGCCCCUGUACCUCCCCGUGCGCGUCCUCGCUACCACUGAGACCUUCACCCUCUCCAGCAAUAUCGUCAUGGACACGUCGACCUUCCUGCUCAGGUUCAUCCUCGAUGACUCUGCCUUGUACCUGUCGGACAAGUGUGAGGUGGAGAGCCUGGAUCUGCGGCGAGAUUAUGUCUGCGUCCUUGACAUCGACCUCCUGGAGCUCGUGAUCAAAACCUGGAAGGGCAGCACCGAGGGCAAACUGAGCCAGCCGCUGUUUGAGUUGCGCUGCUCCAACAACGUGGUCCAUGUGCACAGCUGCGCCGACUCCUGCGCCCUGCUGGCCAAUCUGCUCCAGUAUGUCACAAGCUCCGGCGACCUGCACCCCCCACCCCGACCCCCUAGCCCCACGGAGAUCGCCGGCCAGAAGGUACAGCUCUCCGAGAGCCCAGCCACCCUGCCUUCAUGCCCCCCAGUGGAGACAGCCCUCAUCAACCAGCGGGACCUGACCGAUGCCCUCCUGGACACUGAACGCAGCCUGCGGGAGCUGGCCCAGCCCUCAGGUGACCCCCUUCUUCCUCAAGACUCGCCCAUUUCCGUCUACCUGUUCCCUGGUGAACGGAGUGCGGCUCGGGCUCCUUCGCCCCCUCCUGGGGGCCCUGCUGGCACCUUAGGGUCUUUCCCUGAGGGUAAGGCCCACGAGAAGGAGGAGGAGGGAGAUGGAGACACCAUGGACAGUGAUGAGUUCUGCAUCCUCGAUGCCCCUGGCCUGGGCAUUCCGCCCCGGGAUGGAGAACCCGUGGUAACGCAGCUGCAUCCAGGCCCCAUCGUCCUGCAGGACGGAUACUUCUCUCGGCCCCUGGGCAGCACAGACCUGCUGCGGGCACCUGCUCAUUUCCCGGUGCCCAGCAGCCGUGUGGUGCUACGUGAGGUUUCUCUCAUCUGGCAUCUCUACGGGGGCCGAGACUUUGGCCCCUACCCCAGCCAUAGAGCAAGAGUUGGCCUCGCAGGCCCCAGGAGUUCUCCUUCCCGCUGCUCUGGCCCCAACCGGCCUCAGAACUCGUGGCGCACACAAGGUGGCAGUGGGCGUCAGCACCAGGUUCUCAUGGAGAUCCAGCUCAGCAAGGUGAGUUUCCAGCAUGAAGUGUAUCCCGAGGAGCCGGAGCCGGAGCCAGACACAGACACGGGCACCGACACAGACAGGGCCCCUGGCCAGGAGCUGGAGGAGCGGCCGCUGUCCCGCCAGGUGCUCAUUGUGCAGGAGCUGGAGAUUCGAGACCGGCUGGCCUCCUCCCAGAUCAACAAGUUCCUGCACCUGCACACGAGCGAGCGGCUGCCCCGCCGCACACACUCCAACAUGCUCACCAUCAAAGCCCUGCACGUGGCCCCCACCACCAGCCCCGGCGGGCCUGAGUGCUGUCUCCGGGUCUCCCUGAUGCCUCUGCGGCUCAACGUGGACCAGGAUGCCCUCUUCUUCCUCAAGGACUUCUUUACCAGCCUGGUGGCUGGUAUCAACCCCAUAUUCCCAGGAGAGCCCUCUGAGGCUCGCUCUGAGACUCGAGGCCGGCCUGGCAGCCCCCAGGACGGGCAGCCGGAGGAGAUGAGCGGCUCCCAGGAGGCCUCAGGCGGCAGCCGCAGCUCCUCUGCAGAACAGCAGCCCAUCUACUUCCGGGAGUUCCGCUUCACAUCCGAGGUGCCCAUCUGUCUGGAUUACCACGGCAAGCACGUCACCAUGGACCAGGUGGGCACUUUUGCCGGGCUCCUCAUUGGCUUGGCCCAGCUCAACUGUUCGGAGCUGAAGCUCAAGCGGCUCUGCUGCCGCCACGGGCUUCUGGGGGUGGACAAGGUGCUGGGCUAUGCCCUCAACGAAUGGCUGCAGGAUAUCCGCAAGAACCAGCUGCCCGGCCUGCUGGGGGGCGUGGGCCCUAUGCACUCAGUUGUUCAGCUCUUCCAAGGGUUCCGAGACCUGCUGUGGCUGCCCAUUGAGCAGUACCGGAAGGACGGGCGCCUCAUGCGGGGACUGCAGCGCGGGGCCGCUUCCUUCGGCUCCUCCACAGCCUCUGCUGCCCUGGAACUGAGCAACCGGCUGGUCCAGGCCAUCCAGGCCACAGCUGAGACGGUAUACGACAUCCUGUCCCCGGCAGCACCCAUCUCCCGCUCCCUACAGGACAAGCGCUCUGCACAGAGGCUGCGCAAAGGCCAGCAGCCCGCUGACCUGCGGGAGGGCGUGGCCAAGGCCUAUGACACAGUUCGAGAGGGCAUCCUGGAUACAGCUCAGACCAUCUGUGAUGUGGCAGCACGUGGCCACGAGCAGAAGGGGCUGACAGGCGCCGUGGGGGGCGUGAUCCGCCAGCUGCCCCCAACGGUGGUGAAGCCAAUCAUUGUGGCCUCAGAGGCCACGUCCAACGUCCUCGGGGGCAUCCGCAACCAGAUCUUGCCCGACGCUCAUAAGGACCAUGCCCUCAAGUGGCGCUCGGAGGAGGCCCAAGACUGAGCAGGGGCACCUGGACUCCGUGGCGCACUGCCACUCCCACCCCCUCGGGCCCACAGUCACCCAAGAGCUGCGUGGCACCCACAGCUGGGCCCAGCCUGCGCCCUCCAGGGGUUGGCCACCUGCCCACCCUGCCUAUUGCCAAUCCGCUGUGAGAGUGGGGCCUGCCUGCCUGCCUUGGGGCCAUGGCCCUGUCUGUGCACUUUUCCUCUGGGGAGAAAGGACAUGACCCCCCUCCCCGCCACCUGGGCCCACACUGCUGCCUUGUUCCAGGACAGAGGCUUUGGGACCCUCGCCUCCGACCCCGCUCAGCCAAGUGUCUCUCCGUGUCCCCUUGGAAGGUGGGGGUCAGACACCCGCGUGGGUCAGUGUAUUUUUAAGCUCCUUGAGCAUUGAGCCGUGGGUCAGUGUCUGCAUGAAGUGGAAUAAACUUGCCCACCGCCAGCC
Dipodomys spectabilis (banner-tailed kangaroo rat) is the source of this 6351-nucleotide messenger RNA. It is a transcript of the gene Atg2a, whose product is annotated as autophagy related 2A. Bases 85 to 5907 code for a protein of 1940 amino acids. Gene Ontology annotation, molecular function: phosphatidylinositol-3-phosphate binding. NCBI's taxonomy places the organism in Eukaryota, Metazoa, Chordata, Mammalia, Rodentia, Heteromyidae. The record is from RefSeq and is a predicted model, not a curated record. The transcript has 41 exons. Gene Ontology annotation, biological process: autophagosome assembly; reticulophagy; piecemeal microautophagy of the nucleus. Gene Ontology annotation, cellular component: extrinsic component of membrane; phagophore assembly site.